This is a messenger RNA of Pungitius pungitius (ninespine stickleback), 547 nucleotides long. RefSeq names its product replication protein A3 (gene rpa3). The transcript is spliced from 4 exons. Gene Ontology annotation, cellular component: DNA replication factor A complex; nucleus; site of double-strand break. The record is from RefSeq and is a predicted model, not a curated record. Gene Ontology annotation, biological process: mismatch repair; DNA replication; nucleotide-excision repair. Lineage: Eukaryota; Metazoa; Chordata; Actinopteri; Perciformes; Gasterosteidae. The coding region runs from base 58 to 426 and encodes 122 amino acids. Gene Ontology annotation, molecular function: single-stranded DNA binding; damaged DNA binding.
AAUAUUUCCCGCGCUGUAUUACUUUGAGUGACUCCACAAACAGCAAAAAGCGCAAAGAUGGCAGGCAUACUGGAUGUCCCCAAACCAAGAGUGACCUGCUCCAUGUUGACGCAGUACAUAAGCAGACCGGUCUGUUUCGUUGGGCGCGUGGAAAAGGUCCACCCCACCGGGAAAACGUUCACUGUCGCGGAUGGAGAAGGAAAGGUCGCAACAGUUGAACUUAACGAUCCUCUUGAGGAAGAGCUGAGCGGCAUCGUGGAGGUGAUUGGCAUGGUCUCAAACAAAGGCGCCAUAAUGGCCACCACAUACAACGUGCUGCGGGAGGACAAGGGCAUUCUCUUUGACUUGGAACUCUACACCGAAGCCCUGAAGGUCAUCCAUGACUUCCCACAGCACUACCCCUUUGUGGUGGCUGCAAGCGGAUGAACAGGUUGUGUGGUGGAGGAUUGGUUCCCGUGCCUAGUGUUUCUUGGGUAGAAAUGGAUUUGUACAAAGGUGUGUUUGUAAUGUUAAGUAAAUAAAAAAAAUAAAGACCAAAUAGAAUGAA